UUUACCAGGGCCGGUGGGAUAGUGCAAACGCCCCUUGUGACACAAGAACCUCUCCAGACGGCCAGGAGGCUUUGGCAUCUUUUAGUGUCUUAGGAGGCACAUUAUCUCCCAUCUCCCUGCCAUCAAUGUUCUACUUUAAAAGUCAUGGAGCUGGGAAAGGCGAAGCUCCUGCGAACUGGCCUCAACGCCUUGCACCAGGCCAUUCACCCCGUGCACGGGCUGGCCUGGACGGACGGCAAGCAGGUGAUCCUGACUGCACUGCACCUGCAGAACGGGGAACCCAAAUUCGGUGACUCGAGCGUGGUCGGUCAGUUUGAACACGUGCAUGGGCUGUACUGGGGCCCGUGUCCCGCCGAGGCCCCGGCCCUGCUCGCGGUGCAGCACAAAAAGCACAUCACCAUCUGGCAGCUCUGCUUCAACGGCACCGACAGGAACAAGCUCCUGGUUUCCCAGAUCUGCGACAUCAGCGAGCCGUAUCCCGUGCUCCCCCAGGGCUGCGUGUGGCAUCCCAGCAAGGAGGUCUUGGCCGUGCUGACCACCCGGGACGCCUCUGUCUUGCCUUCUGUCCACCUCAACAACUCCAGAAUUAACGCGGACAUCAAGGGCAGUGGGCUCAUCCACUGCGCCUGUUGGACCAAGGAAGGCAACCGCUUGGUCGUGGGGGUGGGCAGUGCCCUCCAUUCUUACAUUUGGGAUGAUGCUCAGAAAACACUCAGUGCUUGCUCUUUUUGCCCAAUCUUUGAUGUGGGAGGCUACAUCUGUGCCGUGGAAGCUACACAGAAUUUACAAGUCGCUGUUGCCACCGAGCUCCCUCUGGACAAGAUCUGUGGCUUAAAUGCUGGUGUUGCCUUUGAAGUUCCCUCGAGCAUUGAAACUGAAUCUUUUCCCUCACAGUCCAGCUUGUGUGGUGAGGAAGAGUAUUCCUUGGAUGGAGGGAAGAAGUCACUGGACUCUGAGAAGCCCUUGUCUGUAGUUACAUCUCCUGUGGAUCUAACCCACAUACUUUCUAACAAGCAGGGUGCUGAUUCCAGCCCUCUCCUUCACCUGAGGCCCAAGGACUACCUGACGGGAAGUGGCCAAGAUUCCUCACACCUCAUCUUGGUGACUUUUGAAAGAAAGGUUACCUCUACCAAAAAAGUGAGCAUCCCAGGCAUUCUUGUUCCUGAUAUAAUGGCUUUUGACUCCAAAAAUCAAACUGUAUCUGUUGCCUCCAAUACUUGUAAUGUUAUUUUAGUCUAUUCACUGACUUCAUCCAAUUUACCCAAUAUCCAACAAAUUCAGCUGGAGAAAAGUGAGAAGCCAAAGGGUUUGUGCUUCUUGACCAAUAAAUUGUUACUGAUACUAGUUGGAAGACAAAAAUUCACUGACCCUGCUUUUCUUCCUUCUUCAAGAUCAGAUAAAUACAUGAUCCGAUUGAUGAUUAAAGAACUGCUAAUUGAAAUGGGUCCUUCAAAGUCUGUGUCAGCUGAUGGCAGCUCCAGUUUGAACCUUUCCAACAUUACUCAUGAUCCCUCUAGAGAUGUCCACCCUCUCAGCCAUGGGCUCCUGAUACCAGAUCGCUCUGCCCUUCAGUCCCCUACAAGCCGAAGGAAACUCAUUGAAGAAAUCAAGAGUCCUGUUUAUGAAAAAAACUUGAUGUUGAACAUCAGUGACUUCAAAGACAAAAAGAUUUCCAUGAGUUUUCCUCCAGCUGUCGAGACUUUGGAUGCUGAGCCAGUUAAUCGGAGCUUGGCACUGUCUAAUGCUUCGAACAAGCCAACGUCCCCGAAAAGGCAGCCUGAGGCAGCUUCCAAAAUACCCAAUUCUUACAAGAAUAACUUGUUCAGUGAGAAGGAGGCGAGUAACUUCUUGAAAAAUGUAGAAAAAUUGUCCGGUAACUUCACAGAAUUGCAGCACCAUCUUUCUGAAUUAACAGAGCUGCUAAAAUCUGGGAAGAGAAAUCUUCCAGUGUACCCAUCUUCUCACGAACCCUCAUUUAUUAACAUCACCUGCCAGAAGCAGCUUUCCAAAAGUGACGCAGAUGAAAGUCGGGCAGUUCUUCUCUGUGGUGGUAGACUCCGCCUAAACAUCGUCCAGCAGAUAUUCAACCUUUCCCUUGUGGAAAUGCAGCACGGUUCCUCUUGGAUUGUUCUCACAGCAGACAGCGAGGGCUUCAUCCCAUUAAAGUUUACAUCCACACAGGAGAUCCUCAUCAGAGAUGCCACUGCAAAAGGCUACAGUGCCCGCUCUUCCAAAACUCUGGACAUCAUCAGUUCCACACAGGGGUGUAGAUCCACUUCUGAAAGCCUGGAUAUCACCAGUUCUCUGGAAGUCCUGAGGGACUGCUCCUCCAAGACCUUGGACAGCAUCAGCCCUUCAGAAGAGCCCAGCAAUAAAAUGUAGUUUUUGACAGUGGUUUUGCAAUGCCUGUCUGGUGAUGGGAGGCUUUUAUGUUUACUGUAUGGAACUGCAAAUUAUCAACAACAGUCUCAAAUCUCUGUACAAUUUCUAUAGUUUUUUUGUUGCAUUGUAAAUUAUUUAUUUGAUCCUUGGAAACAUUAACUUUUUUUUAUACUGAGCAGUGUUUUUUAACUAUGCCUCUUGCAGUACAAAUGAGGCUGAAUAUGUGCAUUCUUAAAAGUUUCUGAGCUCACGUUUCCAUCUUGGUCUUUAAUACAUUGGUGUUUUUAGAUUAUAGUAAACUUGGAUAAUAAAGAAAUCUUUGAAAAUGC
Messenger RNA from Pseudopodoces humilis (Tibetan ground-tit), 2711 nucleotides. Its product is annotated as WD repeat and coiled-coil-containing protein. Lineage: Eukaryota; Metazoa; Chordata; Aves; Passeriformes; Paridae. Gene Ontology annotation, molecular function: kinase binding. The record is from RefSeq and is a predicted model, not a curated record.